This is a messenger RNA of Plasmodium inui San Antonio 1, 1374 nucleotides long. RefSeq names its product bifunctional polynucleotide phosphatase/kinase. The record is from RefSeq and is a predicted model, not a curated record. NCBI's taxonomy places the organism in Eukaryota, Apicomplexa, Aconoidasida, Haemosporida, Plasmodiidae. The coding region runs from base 1 to 1374 and encodes 457 amino acids. The transcript has 2 exons. Gene Ontology annotation, molecular function: ATP-dependent polydeoxyribonucleotide 5'-hydroxyl-kinase activity; ATP binding; polynucleotide 3'-phosphatase activity. Gene Ontology annotation, biological process: DNA repair.
AUGAGGAAGAGGCACCUCUCCCAUUUUGAGCUGCCCAACAACAAGUGGAACUUAGUAGACGACAGCCUGCUGUACCGAAUCGUCAAAGACGCGGAAGAGAAAGUUUACAAGAAGGUUUUCUCAUUCGACCUGGACAACACCCUAAUCCUGUCACGCUCCUUCUUCAAGCCAGCGCAAAACGAGCACGACUAUAUUUUCUACGCAGACGUAAUCGAUUUUUUAAAAAAAAAGAAAACAGAAAAUUACAAAAUCAUUAUUUUCUCCAACCAAAAGGGAGUAAGCACUGGGAAAAUAAGCCUUCUAAAUUUAGUCAACCGAGUCGAUGACGUCAUCGACAAAUUAGGCAUCCCCUUGGAGUGCUACUUGGCACUAAAAAAUGACAAGUACAGGAAGCCACGAAUUGGCAUGUACAACUUUGCCAUGCAAAAUAAUAAAGCCAAAAUUGACGAAAUCAUUUAUGUAGGGGAUAAUGCCAAUCGAAUUUAUGACGAGAAUUUCAAGACAAAAUUUAUUAAUCACCUCAAAUGUGUGUAUUCUCAAAAUAAGGUGAACAUCAACAUAGGCGAGAUUGCCAAGAGGUUGAAAAAGGACUACACAGAUACCGAUUUGAAGUUUGCCCUGAAUAUAAAUGCCACAUUUUACACCCCCGAGGAGCUCUUCCUGAACAUAAAAAAUAAUCUGUCAGCAGAGUUUUCCUUCAACCCGUCUAGCUUGCUCAAAAAUGUAGAUAACAGACCAAAUGAACCGGACGCUCAUAGUGACUUUCGCCGCUUGAUUCGACCGGAUCUGCAGCUGCGGAGGGAACGAAAUGAAGCCGUCGCGCCACAGAAUGAAGCCUCCCAUGCAGAAAAUGAUCUGCAACACUCGCCGCCGCCGGGUGAACAAUAUUUGGUGCUGCUAGUUGGCCCCCCAGGGUGCGGAAAAACCUCCGUCUGCAAAAACUACUUCGCAGAUUUUGUUAACAUAAAUUUAGAGGAACUGAAAACAAAAAAUAAACGCAUAGAUAUGAUCAGACAAACCAUUAUAACCGGGAAAAAUGUCGUAAUGGACAACGCAAAUAUGUACGUAAAAAACAGGCUAAUUUACAUCGCCAAGGCGAAAGAAAUAAAUGCCAACUUAAAGGUUAGCGCCAUUUUCUUUCAUUACUCCAAAGAGCUGGUUUUUCACUUAAACAACUUCAAACUGAUUACUGAUGAGGAAAAUCUAAUGCACGAAGUUCCUACAAUUGCCAUUCACUCCUUUUAUAAAUAUGUGGAAGUGCCCUCCGAAAGUGAAAACUUGGACCGAGUCGUAACUCUACAUGAUGAGCACUUUGUGCCAUCCGAUUUGCAGAACGAGGAGCGCCGAAAGUUAUUUUUUUCGUACUUGUCCUAA